AUGAGGUCUUCAGUUACAGGCUGCCUCAGGCAGAUGACCGCGGAAGCUUCUGGCCGCUGGGUGCAGCCCCUACCACACAUGCAUGUGAUGGAGCCCGGUGCCCUGGAAGCUUCUGUGCUGCCAGCGCAAGUCCGUGCCCCGGGAGAAGCUGCCUGUGCUGCAGGAGCCAGGCUGGGAGCACCCCAGAACAGAGGAGGAAAGGCUUUUUCCCAUGCUGUGUCCUUCCUGUAG
Messenger RNA from Rangifer tarandus platyrhynchus (Svalbard reindeer), 231 nucleotides. The record is from the annotation of a GenBank genome assembly. Lineage: Eukaryota; Metazoa; Chordata; Mammalia; Artiodactyla; Cervidae.